GAGAGGACCGGGCUGUGGAGAGUGAAGAUGGUGCUGCUGGCGGUGGCAUCGUGCCCUCGCAGGCUGGCCAGGCGCUCCCGCUCGGCGAUAGCGGCGGCUCUCACCGUGCUGCUCAUCCAGACCCUCAUCGUGUGGAAUUUCAGCAGCCUGGACUCCGGGGACGAGCAGCGGGGCGGAGGCGGCAGCCGGGAGAAGAGGGACCGGGGCAGCCACCGAGAUGAGCCCCGGCUAGGACACGAGCAGCAGCGCCGCAGAGGAGCAGCACUGCACAACCAAGCGCUGGAUGGAUAUUUUUCUCACCGCCCGAAAGAGAAAAUGCGGACCGACAGCAAUAAUGAGAAUUCAGUUCCAAAAGACUUUGAAAAUAUUGAUAACAGUAACUUUGCUCCAAGGACUCAAAGGCAUAAGCACCAGACGGAGCAGGGGAAGAAGCCUCCAAGCAGGCAGAAGGAGCAUUUAAAACGAAAGUUAGCCCUUGAGGAAAAAAUGAAAGAAAACUCGCUGCUAGAAAAAAAUUCAAAUGAAGUUUUACAUUAUGUAGGUGACCCUUCCAAGAACCUCACUUCAGCAAACUUAAAGGAUGGUUAUAGAAGCACCAAGAUGCACCAUACCAAGAAGACUGUAAACGGCUCCCCUGAAAUAAAGUAUGAGCUACCUCCAAAAUGUGAGAUCACUGGAAAGGAGGCAAUAUCAGCUCUUUCUCGGUCUAAGUCAAAACAGUGUCGCCAAGAAAUUGCUGAGGUCUAUUGUCAACAUAAGCAAGGGAAGCUGAUGCCGGAGAAAGUGACCAGACUUUGUCCGCUGGAAGGGAAGGCCAACAAUAACGUCCAAUGGGAUGAGGACUCCUUGGAGUACAUGGCCGCCAAUCCAGUGAGGAUAGCCUUUGUCUUGGUUGUUCACGGAAGAUCCUCUCGACAACUCCAGAGGAUGUUUAAGGCAAUUUAUCACAAGAACCAUUACUACUACAUUCAUUGUGACAAGAGAUCCAAUUAUCUACACAGACAAGUAGUCCAGUUUGCAAGUCAGUACCCCAAUGUCCGUGUCACCUCGUGGAGAAUGGCAACCAUAUGGGGAGGAGCAAGUCUGUUAUCUACGUACCUGCAAAGCAUGAGGGAUCUCGUGGAGAUGUCAGACUGGUCAUGGGACUUUUUCAUCAAUCUUAGUGCUGCUGAUUAUCCAGUCAGGACAAAUGACCAGUUGGUGGCAUUUCUCUCAAGAUACAGAGAUAUGAACUUCUUGAAGUCACAUGGGAGAGACAAUGCAAGAUUUAUCAGAAAGCAAGGUCUGGACAGGUUGUUCCUGGAAUGCGACACCCACAUGUGGCGUCUUGGAGACAGGAAGAUCCCAGAAGGCAUCACUGUAGAUGGUGGCUCGGACUGGUUUCUCUUGAAUAGGAAAUUUGUGGAAUAUGUGACCUUUUCCAAUGAUGAUCUGGUUACAAAGAUGAAGCGAUUCUAUUCCUACACGCUGCUUCCAGCCGAGUCCUUCUUUCAUACCGUUUUGGAAAACAGCCCUUUUUGUGACACCAUGGUUGAUAAUAAUUUGCGAAUCACUAACUGGAAUAGAAAACUAGGCUGCAAAUGUCAAUAUAAACACAUUGUUGACUGGUGUGGCUGCUCUCCAAAUGACUUCAAGCCCUCUGACUUCCACCGAUUUCAGCAAACAGCAAGACCAACUUUCUUUGCUCGUAAAUUCGAAGCUGCAGUGAACCAAGAAAUAAUUGGGCAGUUGGACUACUAUCUGUAUGGUAACUACCCAUCCGGUACACCAGGCCUGAGAUCAUACUGGGAGAAUUUGUAUGACGAACCAGACGGCAUCCACAGUAUUAGUGACGUUAUGUUGACCAUGUUCCAUUCAUUCUCCCACAUGGGUCUCAAAAGAGCUGAAGGAUCUCUGCACACUGAUGGAGAGAACACUUGCCGGUACUAUCCCAUGGGCCAUCCAGUGUCAGUCCAUCUUUAUUUUCUCGCUGACCGCUUCCAGGGUUUCCUUAUUAAACAUCAUGCCACUAAUCUUGCAGUCAGUAAACUUGAGACAUUGGAGACCUGGGUGAUGCCAAAGAAAGUUUUUAAGAUUGCCAAUCCUACGAGUGAUUUCGGGAGACUGCAGUUUUCUGAGGCGGGAACCGAAUGGGACGCCAAAGAAAGAAUAUUCCGGAAUUUUGGUGGCAUUAUGGGGCCUAUGGAUGAGCCAAUUGCAAUGCAGAAAUGGGGAAAGGGGCCCAACAUAACAGUUACUGUCGUGUGGAUUGACCCCGUAAAUGUCAUUGCUGCUACAUAUGAUAUUCUUAUUGAAUCCACUGCGGAAUUCACUCAUUACAAGCCUCCUCUGAACCUGCCUCUCAGGCCUGGCAUCUGGACUAUUCGGGUUCUUCAUCACUGGGUUCCUGUAGCCGAAACUAGAUUUCUCAUAAGUCCGCUUACUUUUUCCAACCGGCAACCCAUUAAAAGUGAUGAUGUGGCCAAGUUUCAUGGAGGACCUCCAAAAAAUGCAUACAUGGAGCAGAGUUUCCAAGGCUUGAAUCCAGUAUUGAACAUACCAAUAAACUCAAAUCAAGUGGAACAAGCCAAGAAGAAUGCAGCACUUAUAGGGUCAAAACUGGAAAGUUGGGUUGACAGUUUGGCUACAAACAUGUGGUCAGCAGUAGACAUCUGUACAACAGGACCGUCCUCAUGUCCAGUCAUGCAGUCAUGUUCUCAGACAGCCUGGAGUUCACUUAGCCCUGACCCUAAAUCAGAACUUGGACUUCUCAAACAUGAUGGGCGUUUGAGGUAGCAUCUGGCGAACCCUUCAAUGGCAUGGGAUUUAAAAGGGAAAUUGACCAAUGUUAAGAAGAAUAGAUUCAAUUUAUAGGGUUUUCUGCUUUUCAAAGGAGUCACCUAGAGGUGUUCAGAAGUCCUUCCUGCUCUCCGUUGUAGGCUUUAUGGUCAGACUGGCAUUGAUAGCACUUCCCUACAAUUGGCAGAGCACCAACAGCAGACACUCACCAAGGGCUCGAAUGCGCAAAUAUUUCCCUUGUAAUUGAGUCAUGGAAAGCCCCGUUCUCCCUUUGCACAAUUACCUUCUAUUUUUCUACCUUCAUGUAUUUUUUUUUGUGUUUGUCAGUGUUAAUUAGCAGUGUUCUGAAAAAAAAGGAAUAUGUCAGAUGUAAAGUCAAGAACGUGGCUAUUUCAUUACAUUGUGAGAAAUUAUAGCAAAAGGUGGCCUUUUAAUGACUCAUGUGUUGCCAAAGAAGUCCCAAAUGGCAUUGCAGACAACUCUGGCAGCCAAAGGGUUAUAGGAUGGAAACUUUUAAAGAUUUUAAGCAGUAUGCAUUGCACAUGUGCACCAUGUGCCAGCUUUUCAAAGUCCAGUUGAAUUAAAACUCUCUAACUGGUUGGCAUUGCUACCACAUAUUUUGUGUUCCUUGCACCACAAUGUUUAUUCAUUCAUCACACUCUGUUGGGAUGUUAAUGUUAGGAAACCAUGUGGGGUUGACACCACAUGUGUACAACUGGUGCAGCUGCACAUGGGCCCUUUGGGUAAGGGGACACACUUCCACAAUAGAAGCAUCUUCCUACUAUCUAUUUCAUGAAUUUCAUAUCUCCUAAUUACUAUUGGAUUUUUAGGGAGACAUAAGGGGGGUCUCAAUACUGGGAUAUUAGAGAGCAAGAGGCCCUGAUACUGUUCUGGCUCAAGAGUCCUCUGUAGUCUUUGUCCGUACUUGCCCUUAUGGUAGGAAAUAUUUGGCAUUUUUUUCUGUGCUAGACCAGUAUUGGGGAGACUAGUGCUUAGGAAUUUGCUCAAAUCAGUAAUUCUGGUAUCUUCAAGACUACUAGUUAAUAUGAAAUUUGUGGUAUCGUUGGUUUCAUGGAAACUGGAAAACUAAAUUUCAAUUAGUAUUGAGUCAGCCUUCAAAAUAUAUUCUUCAUUUACCGUAUGUGUAUGAUUUUGUAGGCUACAAAGUGCCAUUCAAGUAACUAUGUUGGGGUAACAGAAUGUUACCCCAUUCUCGGACUUCCUAGUGAAUUUAACUGAAAAAUAGUCCCAGCUGCCUGAAAGAGACAGCCAUGUCAUGACAUCCUGAAGCAAUGUCCAUAGUACUUGUUGAGCGUCAUCCACCAAAGUCUAUCAUGUAGUCCAAGCCUUAAGUUUCUCUGACAUAAUACAUAUUAGGUAUCAUCAUUCAUACCGUUUCAUUGGUUAAUUCUUUUACGUAAAAGCCUUUGGUGAAUUUUUAUUUUUUUGGGUUGGCUGUGAAAUUUGAAAGGCGCAAGGUAAACAAAGCCUUUGUGGUGAAUACUUACUGGUAAACCUGUAGUUACUUCAUUAUUGUUUUUUAUUUCCUUAUCGUGGACCAAAGAGAGAUAAGUCUUCCUUUCCCUUAUGUGACAUCUCCAAGGAUUCGGUGAGACAGCUUCUUAGAAAAGUUUGAGCUUCCAGCACUUAAGCAUUUGACCCUUCACUGCCAGAAGCAUCUUCUACAUUGGACCAUGAGCUCUUGGUCAUUGAUUGUUCAUUGACCUCAGUAGUCUAUGGAUUACCAGUGUUAAAAAUGGAAAGUCUGGGAAUAAUUUUCCAGUUCAAAUUGGAACUUGCAUAAAACCUAUUUACUAUGGUAUCGGGGAACUGAUGUAAUGCUACAUCUACGUAGCAAGGUUGAAAUCCCUUAUAAAUAUGAUAGUCCCUGAUUUCAAGCUAAAACAGCUAUUCUAUGAGAAAUUAUCAACCAGACCAGUGUAACCCUUCUGGUUUUGUUCCAUAUGCCAUGAUCAUAUGAUGCCUAUAGAUGGAACGGGAAGUUCUUUAGGUGUUAGCUGUGCUAGCGCCAUGUUCUUACGAGC
Molecule: messenger RNA, 4823 nt
Organism: Bufo bufo (common toad)
Lineage: Eukaryota; Metazoa; Chordata; Amphibia; Anura; Bufonidae
Gene: XYLT1
Product: xylosyltransferase 1
Exons: 11
Coding region: 28-2775 (915 amino acids)
Biological process (GO): chondroitin sulfate proteoglycan biosynthetic process; heparan sulfate proteoglycan biosynthetic process
Cellular component (GO): membrane
Molecular function (GO): protein xylosyltransferase activity
Source: RefSeq, a predicted model, not a curated record